ACGCCACCGGCACCCCAGAGCCCAAGAGCGGCAACAGCUCCAGAUGAACUAUUAAAGUAGCCCUGACUCCAGCGGCAAUGCCAGAGCGGCCCUGCUGGACUCGCGCGACCUCUGCAGGCGAGCUCCGGAAUCGUUGCGUUUCCCCAUGCUGCCUGUUCUUCUGCUCCUGGUGGGAGGGGUGAUGCUGGGCUGCCACCCUGCCUGCUCACAGGAUUGGGGAGCAGCCUGGAGGCUGAGGCUGCAGGCCAGGGAAAGCGCGCGCUUAUUGAGGGAGCUGAAAAACGUGACGGCUCACCAGUGCCUGUGGGACAGAACCGACUUCCGAUGUCCCUGGAAGAAAGGAGGCAUCAUCCAGGGAAAGCAGAAGGAAGUCACCUGUUGCUCCCCUGAGAUGCUCAGGGGGAUCCUCCAACUCUUUACCACCGAGGCCAGCCUAGCUGCCUGGCCAGAGAGGGCGCUGGCGCAACUACUCACUAGUCUGAUGAGUGCCCUGGACACACUGCAGGAGGCAGGGGAGCAGGGCCUGUCCUGUCCACCACAUUUGGCCAAGGCCAUUCGCUCCUACUUCCUAAGAUGCUCCCGCUAUCUGAAGGACAAGGGAUACAGCCCUUGCUCCUGGGAGAUUGUCAGGACAGAGAUGGGCAUGGCCCUCUCUGCCAUCCCACUGCCUUGA
Molecule: messenger RNA, 673 nt
Organism: Acomys russatus (golden spiny mouse)
Lineage: Eukaryota; Metazoa; Chordata; Mammalia; Rodentia; Muridae
Product: interferon alpha-1-like
Exons: 1
Coding region: 146-673 (175 amino acids)
Biological process (GO): B cell differentiation; adaptive immune response; response to exogenous dsRNA
Cellular component (GO): extracellular region
Molecular function (GO): type I interferon receptor binding; cytokine activity
Source: RefSeq, a predicted model, not a curated record